Nycticebus coucang (slow loris) is the source of this 1908-nucleotide messenger RNA. It is a transcript of the gene GKAP1, whose product is annotated as G kinase anchoring protein 1. The coding region runs from base 529 to 1629 and encodes 366 amino acids. The record is from RefSeq and is a predicted model, not a curated record. Gene Ontology annotation, cellular component: Golgi apparatus. Lineage: Eukaryota; Metazoa; Chordata; Mammalia; Primates; Lorisidae. Gene Ontology annotation, biological process: signal transduction. The transcript is spliced from 14 exons.
GCCGCUCUCUUCCCCGCCCCUCACCGCAGCCUGCAGCCGCGCUCACCGCCGCGGUCCGCCCAACCGGCCCGGCGCCCCGGGACCCGUUAUUGCCCGGCCCGCGGGCCGACGCGCGACCCCGGCCAGUCGCGAGUCCCGCGACCCCGCCCCUCCUGACAUUUGACCCAGCCCAGCCCCAACGCCCAGUGCGGCCGCCCCGGGAGCCGCGGGAGAGGCGGCGGCGGCGGGGAGGCGGGAUAGAAGGGCCGAGCCGGCGGCCGGGGAGGCCCGGUUUUGAAGCCGCUUCUCUGCCAGAGUUAGGUCUUGCCCAGCCUUAUUCCUUAUCUGUGUACUUGGCGAAUAAGUUUAGAGCAUCGGUUAACAGCCUAUGGGUGAAAUUUGCUUUUCAUUCAUGAAUGAGGUCAUUGUAGAACCUUUGGGGAAAGUGAAAACUGUAGAAGGGAGAAAAAUCAUAAUUAGUAAUCUAAUGAAUUUCUUUUCUUUGGAAUUAUCCUUGACAGAAAUAUUUUAAAAGAAAAAAUUUUUACAAUGGCUUCAGCAGUACUUAGUUCUGUUCCCACUACUGCUUCUCGUUUUGCCUUGUUACAAGUGGAUAGUGGCAGUGGUUCUGAUUCUGAACCUGGAAAAGGCAAAGGUCGGAAUGCUGGAAAGUCUCAAACUUUGGGAAACAAAUCAACUACAAAUGAGAAGAAAAGAGAAAAAAGACGAAAAAAGAAGGAACAGCAACAGAGUGAAGCAAAUGAGCUCAGGAAUCUUGCUUUUAAGAAAAUUCCCCAGAAAUCCUCCCAUGCCAUUUGUAAUGUUCAACAUGAGCUCUCAUUGUCAAACCCAGUACAGAAGGAUUCACGAGAAGAAAACUGGCAAGAAUGGAGACAAAGAGAUGAGCAGCUGACAUCUGAAAUGUUUGAAGCAGAUCUUGAGAAGGCACUGUUGCUAAGUAAAUUAGAAUAUGAAGAACACAAAAAGGAGUAUGAAAAUGCUGAAAAUGCUUCAACUCAGUCAAAAGUUAUGAAUAAAAAAGAUAAAAGAAAGAAUCAUCAGGGAAAAGACAAACCUCUCACAGUAUCGCUAAAAGAUUUUCAAUCUGAAGAUCACAUUAGUAAAAAGACUGAGGAAUUGAGUUCUUCUCAGACUUUAUCUCAUGAUGGAGGAUUCUUCAAUAGACUGGAAGAUGAUGUUCAUAAAAUUCUUAUUAGAGAAAAAAGAAGAGAACAGCUUACAGAAUAUAAUGGAACAGAUAAUUGUACAGCUCAUGAACACAACCAGGAAGUGGUUCUGAAAGAUGGAAGAAUUGAAAGACUAAAGUUGGAACUUGAAAGGAAAGAUGCUGAAAUCCAGAAGCUGAAAAAUGUCAUCACUCAAUGGGAGGCAAAGUAUAAAGAAGUAAAGGCAAGAAAUGCACAGUUACUGAAAAUGCUUCAGGAAGGUGAAAUGAAAGAUAAAGCAGAAAUACUUCUCCAAGUUGAUGAAUCACAAAGUAUCAAGAAUGAGCUAACUAUACAGGUGACUUCACUCCACGCUGCAUUAGAACAAGAAAGAUCUAAAGUAAAAGUAUUACAAGCAGAAUUAGCCAAAUACCAGGGUGGCAGAAAAGGGAAAAGAAAUUCUGAAUCUGACCAGUGUAGGUGAUUACAUUAGCCUUUGAAGUCAACACAAAACUUAAAACUUUUAGGAUUUUGCAAAAAUGUAUAUAUUUAAUGCUGUGCAACUGCUAAACUAUGCAGUUUUUGUUGAAGGAACUAAAAGCAACUAGCUCACUAGCAUUCUAUAAUUUUAUGUUCUUUUGGCUUAAAGUGAAAAGAAGAAAUACAAAAUUUCAGCAGAACUUGGUGAUUAUUGUUUACUAUCCAUACUUCUUGUCACUUUAGUUUUUCAUCAGUCAAUAAAAUUAAUUUACUCUUCCACUAA